Messenger RNA from Vitrella brassicaformis, 2138 nucleotides. NCBI's taxonomy places the organism in Eukaryota, Vitrellaceae. The record is from the annotation of a GenBank genome assembly.
CAUGCGCAUCGCCGCAACUUUCCCCUUGGCCCUCGCGUUUGUCUCGUCCUCAACCGCCUUCGUUACUCCGCUGACUCGGCAUUGGUUGCGUCCACGAAGGAAGGCUCAGCAGAUCUCGGCGCAGUCGGCUGAGAUGAGUGGCGCAGAGAUGAGCGACGUCAAAGAUCUGGCUGUCAAAGCUGGCAGAGGUAGUCCAAACCACAUGCAGUGCAGCACACGCACGCACACUGAACAACGUGGCAUUCUGUUGUGUGUUGCCCUCUACUGUGCUGUGCCUUGCAGAUAUCAGCGGCGCCUGGGUCUCAGCCAUCGCCUACAUGGGCGACCAGCUCGGCCUCUUCAGGUGGGUCAGAAGCAAGGCAACCACAGGAUUUUAUUCGCGCCAUGCGUGUGUUGGCCUUAGGAAGCUUGCCGAGGCGCCCAACAACGGCGAGGGUCGCGGCGUGACAUCCGCUGAGCUGUCAAAGAGCCUCCAGCUCAACGAGCGAUACGUUCGCGAGUGGCUCCAUGCAAUGGUCGGCCAGCCUCACGAGUCACUUUCCUUGCAGACUGUCUGUCGGUCUGUCUCUUUGUCUGUCUGUCUGUCUGUCUGUCAGGUGGCGGCCGAGUACAUCGAGUGUGAGCUGGUCGAUUCCUACGUCGACAGGGGGGAGGGGACUCAAGAGGGAAAGAGGAAGUUCUUCAUGACCGGGGCACAGAGAGCGGUAGGCUCAACAGGCCGGGGAAGGACCGACACACCGCACCCGGGGGAUCGAUGUGUAUAUGCGUCUGUCUGUCUGUCUGUCUGUGUGCCAGGUGUUUGCUGCCGACGAGAGCCCUUUUGCAAUGAAUGGCUACUUUGAGUUCACUCUGGGCUCAUUUCGCAGCAUCCCUGUACGCGAGCAGGAAUGUUGGGAACCGCAACGGCACUGUCUAUUUCUCGUUAUUCUGUGUACCGUGAAUCAUUCAGGAGGUGAUGCGGUGCUUUCGUGAUGGCGGCGGGGUCCCUUUCUCGGCUCUCGGCCCCGACGUGUCGCACGGCAUCCACCGCAUGCACGUGCCCCUGUUCGUGCACCAGAUGCCCAGCUGGUUCGCAAACCACCCCUCGCUGCACGAUAAGAUGACAAGGGGCAUCCGCUUUCUCGACAUUGGCGUCGGCUCCGGGCUGUCGACCAUCGAGCUGGUCAGCCAGUCAGUCAGCCAAUUCAGCUCAUGAGGGGCCGGCACACGUCUGUCGUCAUGCACGUGUGUCUUCUUCUUUCUCUGUCAGGCCCGUCGGUAUCCGCGCACGACCUUCGUGGGGCUCGACCCUGAUGCCGUGUCAAUCGAACGUGCUCGUAAGGCGGCGCCUCCGCAUUUGACCAACCUGGAUUUCGUCCAAUCGACAAUUGAAGGCCUGCCCAGCCACCCGCAGCAGGUCUUUUUCCACGGGCGGCACUCUUUUGACGCCGCCUUCUGCUUCGACGUACGUGAGCUGCCUUGUAUGUGUCUGUAAUGCAGCACAGACAUAGAGAGUAUGUGUGUUUGUCCUUCACGCAGGUGGUGCACGACCUGAAGGACCCCGUGGCUGCCCUGUCGACCAUCCGGUCGCUGCUCAAGCCUGACGGCGAGCUGCUGUGGUCGGAGCCCGCCGGGUCCGUCGACCCGGUGGAGAAUCGCAGCACCAAGCGGCGCACGAGGCAGGCACUCUCGAUCCUCCACUGCAUGACGGUGUCCAUGGCGGAGGGGGGGGAGGGGCUGGGCACUCUCAUAGGUAAGGAGAGGGCGGAGCGGCUGGCGAGAGAGGCGUCGUUCAGCACUUUCCAGCUAGUUCACGACAUCAGUUCUGAGGACGGUCAGUACUUUUAUCGACUGCUGCCGUGACGGGCGUUUAAAGUGAGUGUAGUAAGGGGCUGCGUGUGCAGUUGAUUCCCAGUUGAUUCAUUGAUGUUUUCUAUGUUGAUUGGAUGGCUGUGUGGCGAGGGUCGCUGUUGGUGUGCAUGUGUGAAGUUUUGUGUAAUGGCCACUCAUGGCUACUCAUGGCUUGACUCCAAGUGUGCGAAGCAGGAAGCAACCGGGGGAGCAGCAUCGUACACAAAAUUUCGUUGCAUGCACGGCACGGCUGUGUGUGUUUGUACGUACUGUACCUUUUGGAGGCUCUCAUUCAUAGCACUAGAGCU